CAGCCAUGUUGGAGCGGCGGCGCAGCGGCGGGUUCGGGCUCCGCGGCGGCCGGUGUCCAGCGCUGGUUUUCAAGGAAUUUGGACCUAUUGGAAGUGCCUACUACCCUAAUGCCAUGAAUAUUGAGGUGAACAAUGCGGAAGAAAAAGCUGUCCAUUCUUGGUCAAGAAUCUCUUCUGCAGGACAGAAAGCCCUGGAGGAAGCUCUCAGAGUCUUCAACCCCAUGUCCAAGGACCUUUCAGACACCGAAACCCAGCUGGUGGCCUUUCUCCAAGGCCUCAAGGAGGAAGGCUACCAGCCCACAGUCUUAAGGAGCAAGGAUGUUUAUGGGUACAGCUCCUGCACGGCGGCUACUCCCAGCCAGACACCCGACAAUUCAAACCCAGGCGCUGCUGUCUCUGACUGUACUAACGCUCCGGUUAGAAGCCCUGCCGUAACAGCAGAGGCGCCUGGGACACGUGCGGAGGUGUCGGUCGGCUCUCCUAACGUUCGCACCAAGCCUGUCUCUAAAGGGAGGACCACAAACCUGCUGCUGAACUCGCUGAAAGAGACACGGUCAGGCACGUCGAAGGCCUCAGCAAUGGGCUUCCCAGCUAAUAUGUACCCUGAUGUGUAUCCAGCCAUGAGACUCUCUGUCGUGCUGGAAGCCUUGGUCCCACUGAAAGCCACAGCAUCCUGUCUGGAGUCCAAAUACAAAGAGGGGCAUCUUGGGAUCUCCCCCUCGGACCUGAAGCUUCUCAAGGCGUCGGGUGCCUCAAGGCAGAACGCUAAGCUACCCGCGGGGCAGGUAGACCUCAAAGGCUACAAACACGUCGUUACGAAAGCGCCAGAUUCUCCCGCUCUAGCUGUAACGCUUCUGAAGGGAACUCGAGGUGGGGUGCUAAAGGAGAGCAAUGGUUGCAAAGCAUCUGGAAUCCUGAAUGGGAGGAUUACAGGCAGCUCAUCUCAGUGUUGCAGUGGGGGGUCACAGACCAAGGCCUUUACAAAUAAAGCCAAGGAAGUUCCGGGGGGGAGAACUGAAUGGAAAGACAGCAGUAGUCAGGAGACUGUUGGGCAGAAAAGGAAAAGAGCCGAGGAGGUGAAAGAAGCACCACAGAAGAAGAAGAAGAAAAAUGCCAUGAAUAAACCUGAACUAGGUCAGAGCACUUUGAACCUGCUGAGAUCCCGGGCCAUUAAGGUGGACAGCUCGUCGUCAGACGAAGAAGUGAGGAGGAGAGCACAGAAGAUCCUUAGGGUUAACCUGUCCCCUGUGAUCAGAAUUCAGCCAUUGUCCCCCUCUCACAAUGUCCCCUGAGUUCCUUCCUUUUGUCACUUUUCUCUUAAAUACGUAAGUGUGAACCAGCUGCCAGGCUGUGGAGAUGUGUAAGAGCCACUUUCAUUCUCUAGUGUCCGGCAGCAGUAUCACAGCCGGGACCUGCAGACUUUGGGCACCUUGCUCCGCAGCUGUUGCUGGCUGCCUGGCAACGUUCUGCAGAGUUGGACUGCGCGAGUACAAAGCCGUGUUUAGAAAUCCAGGACAACGACUCCCAGCCCCCAUGGUGAGCUGAGCGAAGCCAGGUGCUAGCGUUCUGUGCUGUGCUUUUCUGAACGUGCUGGAGCGUAUGUCUGUGCAGUGAGGAGCGCCGGACUUUCUCCUGACGUUCAUGCACUGUGAUGUUUUGCUCUUUUUCAAGCUGUACAUUUAUUAGUUUUAUUUUGAUCAAAUUUUAUAACUUUAUUCUAUAUCUAUCUAUCUACACACACACAGUGCCCUGGCACUGUCUGAAGACACGUCUCCUCCGCCCCUCUGGAGCUGGGUUCACCCUUCAGUCAGUCUUUUGUCGAAAGGUGCCAGGGUUUCUUUCCCAUCGUCAGUGUUCUUACCUGUCUGUUCUGGGCUCUCUUGAGAAGCUCAGAAGCAGGCAGAAUUAUAGCCACACAUUUGUCUCUGGAAACACCAUGCUGGAUGGAGGCUUACCAGCUCGUAGGUCUGUCCUGCUCAGGUGACCUCGGCAAAGAAAAUGGAACGUAGGGGAGGGCUGAUUGGGCUGUUCGCUCUGAGUCUGUCUGCCGCCCCUUUCGCUGUUGGCAGAAAUACUAAAUGCUUCCUGCGGGUUUGCUUCCAAAGACACCGCGGGAAAGGUGCUGUCAGGCCCCGUCCGUUAACUUAAGCAAUGAAUUUGUGGCUGGUUGUCGACCCAAGAUCUGGGGCUGCCCAUCAGCGGAUACUGAAUAUUUCCUGGCCAGAGCGUCAUCACUUGAGUGCUGCUGGACAUUCCAGUGACUUGCGGGUUAGGUUGAGAACUCGCCCACUGUGCUUCUGAAUGUAUCGAGUGUUGCUAAUGUUCUGCUGGCUCCAGGGGAAUGUGUAUGGCUGAGAACCAGAGCACAGCAGCAGCAGGUUCAUCAAAGGAGUUUCCAGCAAUUUUUUUAACAUUUCAAGAGAAUAAGGUAUUAGUUUCUGGGGAGUGGUUUGCGCGGGGUUAAGCCACUGUAUAUUUAUUUCUCAUCCUGGAUUUCAGAUUUGCCAGCUCUUCUGGGAUUUUAGGGUGAUGAUCUGCUGCAGGGUAUAAAAUCUUUCUCUGCUUAGAGUCUCCGUGCUUAGUUCUAUGUUCAGGGGAGCAUGAGAAAACAAGGGGUAGGUGCCUCCUUCCCUCCUCACUGGGGAAGUCUGGCAGGUACAGGCUGGGAAUAUGCUUAUCGCAGUUGCGUUGCUGGGUGUGAUCUGAAGGCAGAGCCUUCACUGGGUACAGUUGGUUCUGCCUUCUAUGGAGGGUGCUGGCUUUCCAAGGAAGCAAGAGCUGCCAGCCGCCGUGUGCCGUGGAAGAGCAGCUGAGCGGAGCCAGCCGACGCCAGGUGGGACAUUGCACGCCAUGGCCCGGGGUGGCUGAAUCCACCCUGCUGCGGCACCCCAGAGCCGUUCCGGAGGAUGCUCUAGGCAUCAGCUGGCAGAAGGCUGUGGGCUGGGGGACCUGGAAAAGCCUGUGUAAGGGAAAGGGAGAUCAGGCCCCGGGGUCCAGUUGGUGCUGCAGGCAGAGGAGCUUCUCUGACGCCCCCUGCUGCUGCUUGUGCAUCAUAGGCAAUAGCUUAAUAUGCUGCUCCCUCAUUGGACGCACAGGUCGUCAAUGCAUGCAACAAAGUGUGCGACCUUCUGGUGUGCUUGUGUGUUAACAAAACAGGGCCGCCCGGUAAUGAGAGACGGGGCCCUCCCACAAACAGCCUCAGCACUUUGGGUCGAUUCUCCUCCGGAGAAGGGGGGAAAAUGCCCCUUUCUGUUUUCAUGGUCUCUGGCUCGAGACUCCCUGUCAGUCAAGAGCGAGAUGAUGAAGGCUGUCUCUGUGCAGGGCGAUGGUCACACCCCAUCCAGCACUGACAGUCGGAAUUUUACACUAGUUCACAUGCAAUUGGCAAUUCCGGCCAAUCUGUGGAGCACCAUUCAAGAGGGCACAGCUGCCCCCCCAGCCCCACAGCAGUCGUGCUGUCAGGAGUUGCUUUCUGCUAAUGCCAUCGCGGGCCAGGUGCUCC
Messenger RNA from Mauremys reevesii (Reeves's turtle), 3502 nucleotides. Its product is annotated as coiled-coil domain-containing protein 71-like. The record is from RefSeq and is a predicted model, not a curated record. NCBI's taxonomy places the organism in Eukaryota, Metazoa, Chordata, Testudines, Geoemydidae. The coding region runs from base 6 to 1292 and encodes 428 amino acids. The transcript is spliced from 2 exons.